GGUACCUCGUGUACCAGAGUGACGAACGAAAGCAGGGGAAAGAGUUUUCCACCCACCUGGCAGGCCAGGGCUCAUAAACAGGACAGUUACACAAAAAUGCUCUCAGACUUUAGCUUCAACGAAACACGAGGCAGGAGGCUGGCUCACUAAAAGGGGCUGAAACGCACACAUAGCUUCUGUCAGAUACACAGAGACCGGUGAGUAUUACACUGCUGGGACUGAGGAGCAGGAUUUUACUACAGGACGUCUGCAGGAACAGAAGGAUCCUGGAUGGACACCCUUUGCAGUAUCAGUGGCUUGGAUCCUCUCUGGGACUGGAAUCUCACAUGGUAUACACCACACCCAGACCUCACCCAAUGCUUCCAGCACACAGUACUGGUGUGGUUUCCCUGUUUCUAUCUGUGGAUUUGUGCCCCUUUCUACUGCUUGUACCUCAGAUUCUACGACCAUGGACGUAUAUCCAUAUCAAGUCUUUGCUGUGCCAAGAUGGGUUUGGGUCUUUGUCUGGCUUCUUUUGGUUUCUUGGAGUUGGUCUAUCUGUUGGUGGAAAGGAACAAAGAGAUUGAGCAUCAUAUGGUCUUUCUCCUGAGCCCGAUCAUUCGCAGUCUUACAAUGAUACUGGCAGUGUUUGUGAUGCACCUGGAGAGGGUGUGGGGAUGUCGUUCCUCUGUUUUCCUCUUCUUGUUCUGGAUACUGACAGUGGUGUGUUCACUGGUGCCUCUCAGAGCCAAUAUACAAGCCAUCAUAGACCAGGGUUUCUCUACAGACGCGAUGAGAUUUUUGGCGUUUUUCGUGUUCUUCUCCCUCCAGCUGACUCAACUCAUCCUCAGCUGUUUCGCUGAUCGGCGUCCAGAGACUCUCAAGCCUGUUUAUGUAAAGAACCUCUGUCCAGUUGAGGAUGCUUCUUUCUUAUCAAAACUGCUGUUUUGGUGGUAUGGCAGAUUAGUGGUUAAAGGCUAUCGCUCCCCUUUAAAAGCUGAAGAUCUCUGGUCUCUACGAGAAGAGGAUACAUCUGAAAAAAUCAUCCGUGAUUUUGAGAAAGAAUGGGCCAAGCAGUGGUCCAAACUCCAGCAGCAGGAGUGUUCUUUGAACGCAGCUCAGGCUCUUGGUUAUAAGAUAAGUGAGCAAACACAGCUGCUCAGAAAACUCCAUAAAGAACAAAGCUCAGGCUUCUGUUUGCUUCGGACACUAGCCAAAACCUUUGGCCCCUAUUUUUUGACUGGGACUCUCUGUCUGGUCAUCCAAGAUGCUUUCAUGUUCUCCAUCCCACAGGUGUUAAGUCUUCUGCUUGGCUUUGUGAGGGAUGAAGACGCCCCCUUGUGGAAGGGUUACCUAUUUGCUUUUAUGAUGUUCCUGUUGUCUUGUCUUCAGUCCCUGUUCAACCAUCAGUACAUGUAUACCUGCUUCACAGUGGGAAUGAGGGUUAAAACUGCAGUUAUGGGUCUAGUAUACAGGAAGUCUCUGGUCAUCAACAGCGCGGCCCGUAGAACAUGCACAGUGGGUGAGAUCGUGAACCUGGUUUCUGCCGACACCCAGAAACUGAUGGAUUUCGUGGUGUACUUCAAUGCAGCUUGGGUUGCCCCGAUUGAAAUCGCCUUGUGUCUUUUCUUCCUUUGGCAGCGUCUGGGACCAUCGGCCCUGGCAGGCAUUGCCACAGUGAUUCUCAUCUUUCCUUUGAACGGGUUCAUCGCCAAAAUGAGGAGCAAGCUCCAGGAGGUCCAGAUGAAGUACAUGGAUGGACGGAUCAAGCUGAUGAAUGAGAUCUUAAGCGGAAUAAAGAUCCUGAAGUUUUACGCCUGGGAGAAUGCCUUCAGAGAACGUGUUCUCGGCUAUAGAGAGAAAGAGCUCAACGCUCUGAAGAAAUCUCAGAUCCUGUACUCCUUAUCUAUUGCCUCCUUCAACUCCUCCACCUUCUUGAUUGCGUUCACCAUGUUUGGAGUGUAUGUGCUGAUAGAUGAUAAACACGUUCUGGAUGCUCAGAAGGUUUUUGUGUCCAUGGCCCUCAUCAAUAUUCUGAAAACUCCUCUCAGUCAACUUCCCUUUGCAAUGAGCACUAGCAUGCAGGCAUUAGUUUCUCUCAAACGUCUGGGGAAGUUUCUCUGUCAGGAUGAGCUGAAGGAGGGUAAUGUGGAGAGAAUUCCUUACAGCCCUGAUGUCGAUAGUGUUGCUAUCAAUAACGGCACCUUCAGCUGGUCAAAAGAUGGCCUACCAUGCCUCAAGAAGAUCAAUGUGAAAGUGCAGCAUGGCUCUCUGGUGGCUGUGGUGGGGCAUGUGGGAAGUGGAAAAUCUUCUCUUCUGUCUGCAAUGCUAGGAGAGAUGGAAAAGAAAAGCUGCCAUGUUACAGUUCAAGGUUCUGUGGCUUACGUGCCUCAGCAGGCCUGGAUCCAGAACGCCACUCUCAAAGACAACAUUUUGUUUGGACGGGAGAGAAUACCCACCUGGUACCAAAAAGUAUUGGAGGCCUGUGCUCUUCUACCAGACCUGGAGAUCCUACCUGCAAGAGAUGCCACAGAGAUUGGAGAGAAAGGACUGAAUCUGUCCGGAGGUCAGAAACAGAGAGUGAGUCUGGCACGUGCCGUGUACAGAAAAGCUGAUGUCUAUCUCCUGGAUGAUCCUCUGUCGGCCGUGGAUGCACAUGUGGGUCAGCACAUCUUCGAAAAAGUCAUUGGACCUAAUGGAGUUCUUAAAAAUAAGACUCGUAUUCUGGUGACGCACGGGCUGAGCUUCCUGCCGCUGGCAGACCUGAUCCUGGUGAUGGUGGAUGGAGAGAUCACAGAGAUGGGCUCUUAUUCUGAGCUUCUGAGCAGGGAAGAUGCAUUUGCUGACUUUGUUAAAGCUUUUGCUGUUAGUGAACGCAAGGAGAACGCCACACUUAAAGGAACCAGGAAAUCUGUCUCUCGUCUCAGUAUGACAGACUUCUCUAUUGAUCUCUCCCAAGAGCAACUCAUCAGUGGAGAUAUGGGAAGUGCAAAUAUACAAACCAUGGAGGCCAUAUCUGACACAGAACAAGAGCAGGACCAGGAGGAAGUUGGCAGACUCACCCAGGCUGACAAAGCCCAUACAGGCCGUGUGAAGCUGGAGUUGUAUGUGGAGUAUUUCAGGACCAUCGGUCUGGCUCUCAUCAUCCCCAUCAUCUUCCUCUACGCAUUCCAGCAAGCCGCCUCGCUGGCCUACAACUACUGGCUGAGCUUGUGGGCGGAUGACCCAGUUGUAAAUGGGACGCAAGUGGACACGGAUCUGAAGCUUGGUGUGUUUGGAGCGCUCGGCUUUGCACAAGGAAUUGGGAUUUUUGGAACCACCGUGGCUAUUUCACUAGGAGGAAUAAUUGCGUCCCGCCAUCUUCACUUGGACCUUCUCAACAAUGUGCUUCACUCGCCCAUGUCCUUCUUUGAGAGCACACCCAGCGGAAACCUUCUCAACCGCUUCUCCAAAGAGAUAGACGCCAUUGACUGCAUGAUCCCCGAUGGUCUGAAGAUGAUGUUGGGCUAUGUGUUCAAACUGCUGGAGGUUUGCAUUAUCGUAAUGUUGGCGACUCCUUUUGCUGGAUUGAUCAUAUUGCCACUGACUCUACUUUAUGCCUUCGUUCAGAGCUUCUACGUAGCCACAUCUUGCCAAUUGCGUAGACUUGAGUCUGUGAGUCGUUCACCCAUCUAUACUCACUUCAAUGAGACGGUCCAAGGAGCCAGUGUGAUCCGUGCAUUUGGAGAACAGCCCAGGUUCAUCCUAUUGGCUAACAGUCGAGUUGACCACAACCAAACUUCCUACUUCCCAAGAUUCGUGGCCACCAGGUGGCUGGCGGUGAAUCUUGAGUUCCUGGGUAAUUUGCUAGUCCUUGCUGCAGCCAUCCUUUCCGUCAUAGGAAGAGCGACUUUAAGCCCUGGAAUUGUGGGUCUCGCUGUGUCCCAUUCUCUCCAGGUAACUGGGAUCCUGAGUUGGAUUGUGAGGGCAUGGACAGAUGUAGAAAACAACAUAGUCUCUGUUGAGAGAGUAAAUGAAUAUGCUGAAACUCCAAAAGAGGCACCAUGGACAUUAGAGGACAGUCGACUGCCUCUAGGUUGGCCCAGAACCGGAUCCAUUGAGUUCAAGCAAUAUGGACUUCAGUACCGCAGGGGUCUUGACUGGGCCUUGAAAGAAAUCACUCUCGGAGUUAAUGAGAGAGAGAAGGUUGGAAUUGUGGGAAGAACAGGUGCUGGAAAGUCAUCUCUUGCUUUAGGAAUCUUCCGGAUCCUUGAAGCAGCAAAGGGAAAGAUCUUCAUAGACAGGUUAAACAUUGCAGAGAUCGGCUUGCAUGAACUGAGGUCUCGUAUCACCAUCAUCCCACAGGACCCAGUGCUGUUCUCAGGUUCCCUGCGUAUGAAUCUGGACCCGUUUGAUGGCUACACCGAUGAGGAGGUGUGGAGAGCUCUGGAACUCGCACAUCUCAAGAACUUUGUGUCUGGGCUGCCUGACAAGCUGAACCACGAGUGUUCAGAGGGAGGUGAAAACCUCAGUUUGGGUCAGAGGCAACUGGUUUGUCUGGCUCGAGCUCUUCUCAGGAAGACCAAGUUUCUGGUUUUGGAUGAAGCCACAGCAGCUGUGGACCUGGAGACUGACAAUCUGAUUCAGUCCACCAUCAGAACUCAGUUUGAGGACUGCACCGUUCUGACCAUCGCACACCGCCUCAACACCAUCAUGGACUACACUAGGGUGAUCGUGAUGGACAGAGGUUACAUCACAGAAAUGGACACUCCAUCCAAUCUAAUCUCUCAACGUGGUCAGUUUUAUGGAAUGUGUCGGGAGGCGGGACUAAUGUGAAACCCCUGAAGUGAACACCAGUGAGAAAAAGAAAGAAUUGUGGAGCAGAAUACAGCGUACAGCCUUUUCAUCACAAACGUUACAAUAUGGCAUGGCCUCCAUCAGGAUGAAAAGGAUUUGCUCUGUACAGAAGUGGUGAUUUACAGGGUAUUCCUGUAUUUUCUACAACAGACGUCUGGGGUGCUACAGAACGUAAAAACUUGUAAUGUUAACUUACCACAAAGGUAUUGAGUGGCUGAACAUUGUGCACACAUCAGAUGGUCAGAGACUGUGCUCAUCCUUGUUCAACUCAACUUUGUGUUGCUGGCGAAGUGAAGCUUAGACUGUUAGAAUUAGCCACCUGUUUAGGCUAUUAUUAGUUUCAUGAACAUGUCUGAACAUUUCACUAGGAAAGGUGAGGUUUAGGUAAUCACAUUUUUUUAACGAAAAAGCUACAGUAUCAUUCAGAAAUUGCCUAGUAAAAAUGUCAGGUUUUCUAGCCUAAAUUUUAAAUCAGUAUUUAAGUAGUUUGUACUGUAUCAUGUAUUUUUUAAAUAUUUAUAAAAUGCUUCUAUGCACAUGUCAUGCGUGACUGUCAGACUUGAAAAUUUCCUUUUUAUUUCUUGGACAUUUUCAGUAA
This is a messenger RNA of Triplophysa rosa, 5413 nucleotides long. Its product is annotated as multidrug resistance-associated protein 1-like. NCBI's taxonomy places the organism in Eukaryota, Metazoa, Chordata, Actinopteri, Cypriniformes, Nemacheilidae. The transcript is spliced from 31 exons. Gene Ontology annotation, biological process: transmembrane transport. The coding region runs from base 271 to 4794 and encodes 1507 amino acids. Gene Ontology annotation, molecular function: ATP binding; ATP hydrolysis activity; ABC-type transporter activity. The record is from RefSeq and is a predicted model, not a curated record. Gene Ontology annotation, cellular component: membrane.